Messenger RNA from Bathycoccus prasinos, 2550 nucleotides. RefSeq lists its product with no specific name. Gene Ontology annotation, biological process: autophagosome assembly; piecemeal microautophagy of the nucleus; reticulophagy. Gene Ontology annotation, molecular function: phosphatidylinositol-3-phosphate binding. The transcript is spliced from 2 exons. Lineage: Eukaryota; Viridiplantae; Chlorophyta; Mamiellophyceae; Mamiellales; Bathycoccaceae. Gene Ontology annotation, cellular component: phagophore assembly site; extrinsic component of membrane. The coding region runs from base 1 to 2550 and encodes 849 amino acids. The record is from RefSeq and is a predicted model, not a curated record.
AUGGUGGUGUUAAGAGCGAGCGAAUGGGCGCUGAAGCGCUUCGUCAAGUUCAUAUUGAAGCGCACGUUGAGUAAGAUUAUCGGUAACAAUGAUGGAAGCGCGAGAGAAAGUCUCGCAUCGAUAGAUAUUGCGUUAUCCGAAGGGAUUUUAGAGUUGAAAGACGUGGAGUUGAACACGAUAUUCGUUCGGGACGCUUUGUUCUCCUCUUUCAUAAACAGUGAAGACGGAAGCGAGAACGACUCGAUAUCGAUUGCGAGCGCAAAGUGCGGCAAAAUAAAGAUAAAGAUUCCUUGGAAUAGUUUGUACUCUGAUCGUUGCGAACUCCUCAUCGAAGAUGUUGCCGUGCUCGUCGUUCGAAGAAGCGCGCGAGGAGGCGAAAGCGCAGAAGGAGGAGAGAUGAAAAAGAAACACCCGGAAAGAAUCCGAAAAGAUAAAACUCUCUUACACAUCUACGAUAACAACGAUUUAUACUCGCACUCUGAGAAUGUUAAGGAAAUAGAACGCGCGCAGAAAUUAAACAAGGACGAAGAUGAUGAUGUAGUAAAAGGAGUUGGUGAGGGAGACGCAAGCGAGGAAGACGAAAAGACAACAGAACCUGGAGCGGUUAUGAAAGCGAUUAAACGAUUGGUACGUGGUGCACUGUUAAGCGUUCGAAAUAUUUCUUUUGAUUUUGAUACUUUUUGCAACAACAAUGUGGAUGAGAAAUCCAUCGUAUCGCUAUUGAUUGAAAGUGGAGCGUACGUGCACGAUGGUCAAGCAGUAAUGAACAUGCGUAGCGUCGAGCUGAGAGUCGGAGAGCACGUUGUUCUCAGUCCCUUUCAUGCGCAACUAUCAAAACGUGAAGAUGAAAGCGAACACUCGACGUACGCUUUAUCCAUAGAAAAUUCAAUCCACGCAUCUUUGACGGAACGCACAGUUCACGCAUUCUCGCAACUUUGCGAGAAAAGUAAUGAGAAAGGGGAUGCAACAGGAGACAGCGAAGCCAUAGAAAAUUUAGUAAAGGAAGAAGAGAGGGAAUCAGGUGAAAAAGAGAAGUGUUUCGUGGAAGAUUCGCGAAUGAACGCUUUGAACAAAAGUUUCUUGGAUUGUAUAUUGGAGGUUAAGAAAAGAAAUCGAACUGGAAAAGUUGGCGACAAGAAUGGCAACGAACACAGCUUCGUCGUAGACGACGAUGACGGCGACGAUGAAUUUUACGACUGCGAGUCUUCUGAGCAUUCGAAUGACUUGGAUAUAGAGAAAUUUACGCGGUCGGUGAUUUCAUCGUUCUACGAAGAAAGUGUGAGUCGCGUUCAAUCGCAGGCGGACUCUAUUAUAGUGCCAUCGUCGACGUAUUGCAUCGCUUUUGGGAGCGACUCGAAGAUGUCCAUGGAGUGGGACGAUGGCUCGAAUCUGUAUUUAACUUUCGAUCGCUCGUCGCGAUUCGUGUAUUGCGAGUCUUCUCUGAUGAAACUAUUCGCGCCGCGAAUCGCGAUGACUUUGCAAGUUGACCAGAGCUCGCCUAUCCUUUCGCUCGAAAUAGUCUCGGAUGAAGUUUUACCCGUUGUCUCGAUCAUCAACAAGAAAAUCAGUCCAGAAGAAGAACGCAUCACGACCUUGACGCUUUCGUCUGUGGGCGCUGAAUUAUUUUUGGACGGUGACACUUUUAUUCGAAUACCAGAGCUUGCGCAUCAAGUGUUCACUCUUACGAAUAGAAACACUCGAAAUCAAUAUAGUGCGCGAGAUGCUGCUUUUGCAAGCACUACUGAUGAAACAAUGGAUAUUGCCAACUCUGCAGAGCAAAUUCUCGAACUUGCUCGAGCUAGUUCGAUUCAGUAUUCGAUGACUUCAACCCACUUGGACGUAUUUUUUACUAGGACGCGCAUGGGACAAAUUGACACAUCAUUGAACUCAUUUCGCAAUUUACCAGAUGUCCACCCGUUUAAACUGAAGCAAAACGAAAUUGGAGACGUAGUCGACUCCUUCUCGAUUGAUUUUCAUAUUGAUUCGCUCGAUGUUAACAUCGACGGGAAAUCGGAAGCCUCGUUGAUUUUACCAGAAGAAAGCGAUGUGUUUGCUUCCGCAUCAGAGAAAUUACCGUCGCUUUCAUCGAGGAAAGGCACGCGUUUUCAUGCUUGCUUUACUGAAGUGGCUUUUGUAGCAGCCUUGGCGGUAUGUGGUGAUCAAGAUGCAAAUUUUUUGUCGUUCACGUCCUCUCGCAUAUCGAGCUAUGGCGGCGACGAUGCGAAUAGGCGAAUAUUGGCCGUCGAUACGUGUGCAGUACAGCUUUCAAAAUUACCUGUUUUGGAAGAUUGCGCGUACUCACAAAUUUCAUCUCGCAUUUUUGUUAAUACUUGCGAUAUAUGUCUCGGGAGGUCUUCUAAUUCCAAAGAUAAGUGCUCACGAGAUGGGCGUGCUCUCUUCGAGGCGUUAGUUUAUUCGUUCGGGAUGGAUUACGGCGAUACAAGUGAGGAGGUAAAUAGAGAAGAACAAAAGAACACAUCCUCCGUCGUCGUUGCGGAAUUCAGGUCGCGCCAAACGAAGACACUUUUAAAGUUUACGAAAACUUUUUAA